Messenger RNA from Perca fluviatilis (European perch), 1653 nucleotides. It is a transcript of the gene hoxd9a, whose product is annotated as homeobox D9a. Gene Ontology annotation, cellular component: nucleus. Gene Ontology annotation, biological process: proximal/distal pattern formation; embryonic skeletal system morphogenesis; DNA-templated transcription. The transcript has 2 exons. The record is from RefSeq and is a predicted model, not a curated record. Gene Ontology annotation, molecular function: RNA polymerase II cis-regulatory region sequence-specific DNA binding; DNA-binding transcription factor activity, RNA polymerase II-specific. The coding region runs from base 554 to 1372 and encodes 272 amino acids. Lineage: Eukaryota; Metazoa; Chordata; Actinopteri; Perciformes; Percidae.
CAGAAAAUGUGUUUUUAUUCGCCGAAUGUUAACAAUGGAUACACCGCCUUGUGAACGGAAAUGGCGUCUGUUAUUUUACAACAUGUUAUUACAUAUAUUUUACGAGGACUCCUUAAGUCUAUAAAGCAUUUUACUAGCAUUGAGGGCAUCAGGACGAUAUUAGGAGAGUGUUCUCCAACAUUAAGUAAGAUACGGGAUGUUGGUGCACUGUGUGUGUUGGGGCGGGAAAUAUGUCUUAUUCCUUUUUUGAUCUGCUUGUAUUGUUGCAGCGUCCUGCAGCCACCCGCACAUGAGAAACAGAAAACCCCAUUUGCAUACAUUUGAGCGAUUGCUUUCUCCCCCCAGUCACAUCUGAUGGGGCUUUUUAUUAUUCGUGAAAUGAAAAGCUAAAUUAAACCUGACGACGAAAAAAAAAGGGCAGGAUUGAUUUACUCGCUGUAUUGGUAAAUAUGACCACGUGAUCCAUGUAACCAAUCCCUGUAGAUGCAGGCCAGCAAAAAUACUAUGAUUGUUCAUAGAGGGAAGCUUCCCGUAACAGUGCAACCCUUAUUAUAUGACUAGGAAGAGAUCAAAAAUGUCUUCCAGUGGCACUCUCAGUAACUGCUAUGUGGACGCUAUAAUGGGGCAGGAGCCGGAGGAUGUCUACGGUGCUCGCUUUAUUCAGGCUCCGCACACGGUGACGCCGAGGCCGUCAGGUGCUGGGGACAACGCAGACUUCUCCUCUUGUAAUUUUGCACCAAAGUCCGCCGUUUUCUCGUCGUCUUGGUCCUCUGUUCACCCGCAGGGGAUUUAUCAUCCGUAUGUGCACCACCACCACCACCACCAGUCCCAUCUCCCCGGCUCGGACGGCAGAUAUGUAGGCGUCCGCUCCUGGAUGGACCCCAUCUCCAACCACGUUUCUUUCGCCGGAUUUCACUCCAGCAGUCGGCCGUACGGGACAAAGCCAGAGGUCUUGCCACCGAAAGCAGAGUGCGACACGCUGGAGGCAGAGGCUCGGCCGCUCGCCGGCGAAUUCGCGUGUGGAGUAUCGGAGUGUCCAGAAAAAGCGACCAAAGAGCAUAGUGGAAGUGAGCUUUCGAGCCACAGCGAGCCCAAAGAGGAGAAACAACAACAACUCGACCCAAACAACCCUGCAGCAAACUGGAUUCACGCACGCUCCACGAGAAAGAAGCGAUGCCCGUACACAAAAUAUCAGACAUUAGAGCUGGAGAAGGAGUUCCUUUACAACAUGUAUUUGACAAGAGACCGACGCUAUGAAGUGGCCCGCAUACUCAGUUUAACCGAGAGACAAGUGAAGAUCUGGUUCCAGAACAGGAGGAUGAAAAUGAAGAAGAUGAAGAAAGAAAGCAGCGGCGGCAAGGAGCAGCUAUGAAAUCACUGCCAUUUCACACAUUUGUACCAAGGAAGCCAUCUGAAAAAUUAAAUUCAUUUUGGUAGGAGCCUCGGUAGCCAUUUUCAUUUUUUAGUCCAUAGGUAUAGCGUGAUAUUGCGUGUCAGUGUCCUAACGUGUUGGCCAAAUAUGCAUCAAAAUCACAUGUGCAGGAAUUUGUCUUGGUGAGACUCUGACAGGAUCCAUCAAAUAGGCUAUGUUUCAUCUAAAAUGCUCUCUGUUUUACAUUUUACACAACCGCAAGCAGUUCAUCAGAUGUGUUG